This is a messenger RNA of Schistosoma rodhaini, 494 nucleotides long. NCBI's taxonomy places the organism in Eukaryota, Metazoa, Platyhelminthes, Trematoda, Strigeidida, Schistosomatidae. The record is from the annotation of a GenBank genome assembly.
AUGAUCGGAAUAAAACAAUCGGAUGUUUUAAUCAUAAAAUGUAAUAUGCAAAAUGAAAUGCAAUAUUAUGUUAAAACACUUGUACAUAAAGCUUUAAAACGAUUUGAAGAUGAAAGAGAAAUUGCUACUUAUAUAAAACUUAAAUUUGAUUUACAUUAUCAUAAUUAUUGGCAAUGUAUUGUUGGAAAACAUUUUGAUUGUUCAUUAGAAUUUGAACUAUCACAAUACAUUCUUAUACGUGCAAUGGAUACAUUUAUUCUAUUAUUUAAAUAAUAAUUGAAUCAAUCUAUAAAAUACAAAGUAUUGAUAUUUUAAUCAAAUACACUUACAUUUGUACCCUUUGAAAAUCAUUUUACUGUGAGAAAUUUUCUUUUCAAGUUACUAAGUCUUUGUACUUUAUAAUUCCUGUCACAUGUUGUUUUAUUGAUUUCGUUGUAAAUUUGUAACAGUCUGCUUUGCAAAUUGAUUGAAAAUACAUUAUCUGUUAUAUCUUA